CAGUGUACGGGGCGUCUCUGGAGCUUGCUUUGCUGUGCCUCCGAGCCGGUGGGCCCGGUUUCUGUCGCGGCUCCUCGGGUCCCGUUCCGCCUCGCCUACCCUGGGCGGAGGUGAUGGGGGACUCCAAGGAGGCUGGAGCGGAGUCUCCGCCGGCCGGGGCCGCCGCUCGAGGAGGGCUUAGCCUCCUGUCUCAGGGAGAAUCCGAGGAACCUUCUGCACAGGGAUCAGCUUUAUUUCUUGGAGGCAAUGAAGUGAAGAGCCGAGCUGUGGUGAAAUACUCUUCUGCCCCUCCUAGAACAGCAUUUGCACGCCUUGAAGAGAAAACAGACUUGAAACUCCCACCUGCCAACUGGUUACGAGAGAGUGCCAAACUAGGGCCAGCAGGAACUACCAUUCUUGGCAACAGUAAGAGAAGCAAGCCAUUUUCAAGCUUUGGUAUGGCGUACGACUUUAUUGAUUCUGUGGGAAAUGAUGUAGACGUUGUCUCUGACUCUGAAAACAUAAAAAAGCUCCUGAAGAUUCCCUACAGCAAGUCCCACGUAAGCAUGGCUGUACACCGCAUAGGAAGGACUCUCUUACUCGAUGAGUUAGAUAUUCAGGAACUCUUCAUGAGAUCAUCUCAGACUGGUGAUUGGACAUGGCUGAAAGAAUUUUACCAAAGACUCAUUGAUCAGAAGUGGCAAAGGAAGAAAAAGAGCAAAGAGCACUGGUAUCAGAAGGCUAUUCUUUCCAAGUUUUUAUAUUAUAGUAUCAAUGGCGAUGGAGCCGCUCAGCCCGUCCCAUCUGCUGCAGAACAGCAGGAAUCCUCCAGUUCAGAUCAGACAAAUGAUUCAGACGGGGCUUCGUGGCCCGCCCCCUUUGAAAUGCCUUCUUCAGUUUCUGAAGAUCCCAGUGCUUCCAGUCAGGAAAACAUAUUGACAAAGUCGAAGAAGAUAAAAAUGAGAUCUUUGGGAAGUGAGCCUCUUGAACCCUCAUACAUAGUGGGGCAUGUGGCCUCAGCACCCAAAGAACAAAACCUGACUACUUUAUUCAAUGACGGGGAGAACAGUCAGGGUCUUAAAAAUGAUUUUGUUCGGAAUAUCUUAUGGACAUUUGAAGAUAUACAUAUGUUAGUUGGCUCCAACAUGCCUAUAUUUGGAGGAGGCAGAUAUCCCGCAGUCAGCCUACGUCUCAGGGACAACAACAAACCAAUUAAUGUGCUAACUGGAAUUGACUAUUGGUUGGACAACUUGAUAUGCAACGUGCCGGAACUUGUGAUGUGUUUUCACGUAAAUGGAAUUGUGCAGAAAUAUGAAAUGAUAAAAACCGAAGAGAUUCCCAAUCUGGAAAACUCAAACUUCUCUACGAAAGUCAUAAAAGACAUAGCACAGAAUAUUUUAUCAUUUCUAAAAUCUAACUGUACGAAAGAAGGACAUACCUAUUGGCUGUUUAAAGCAAGUGGCAGUGAUAUAGUGAAGCUUUACGAUCUCACUACUCUUUGUGAAGAAACUGAAGACAAGUACCAAAAUCCGUUCACAAUGCCGGUGGCUAUUCUCUUAUAUAAGGUUGCUUGCAACAUGAUGAUGAAGAAGAAUCAAAAUAAGAAACACUACGGGACUAUUAGAACAUUGCUUCUUAAUUGUGUUAAAUUGUUGGACAAAAGCAGACAUCCUCAAAUUAUUGCUUCAGCCAAUUACAUGCUUUCAGAACUUUUUCAAUUAGAUGAACCUAAAAAAGAAGAAAGUUCAGAAUCUCCUUUAAAUGAGAAUUCUGAUGAAAGUUACAGUGAAGAGGAGGAAGAGAUGCCGGACAGCGAUGAAAAUGGAUCCUAUAGCACCAGUUCUGAUCCCUCAGAUGAUAACAAAGCAGUAGCUAUUAUUAAGUCUGUUGGAGAAUUGUCAGUUCCAGAAAAAUACAAAUCCAUUCAUCAAAUCCGACCCAGUUGCACGUUUCCAGUUUGCCAUGACACAGAGGAGCGCUGUAGACUCGUGCUUAGCUAUGUUCUGGAGGGGUUAAAAUCUGUGGAUAGCAGCAUUAAAAAAGAAAGCGACCUUCCUGCAGCUGACCCCAACACCCCAAUCCCAUUAAAAUAUGAAGAUGACUCCACAAGGGGGGGUCCUGAGGGUCUGGAGAAGCAGAUGGCCUUGUUUUUGGACAAAAUGGGCUCCCUUCAGAAGGGUAAUUAUUCCAGUCAAUCUGGAAUGAUCCCUGGUUCUUGGCAACAUAAAAUGAAACUCCAGCUGAUUCUCAAGUCAUCAAAGGCCUAUUAUGUUUUGUCUGAUGCUGCCAUGAGUCUUCAGAAAUAUGGAAGAGCGUUACGAUACAUUAAAUUAGCUUUGCAGAGCCACGAUACUUACUGCUGCCUCUGCACCAACAUGCUUUCGGAAGUGCUGCUAUUUCUGUCUCAGUAUUUGACGCUCUGUGGCGACAUCCAACUGAUGCUGGCCCAGAAUGCAAACAACAGAGCAGCACAUCUUGAGGAGUUUAAUUAUCAAACAAAAGAAGAUCAGGAGAUACUACACAGCCUCCACAGGGAGUCCAGUUGUCAAGGUAUGCCAGUGAGACCCAGCAUUCGAUUCAUGUGGGGAUUAUUCCGUCCAGCUUAUGCUUAUCCGGGGUUUGCAUGGGCAACUGAUUUGUCUACAGACUUAGAGAGUCAGCUUUCAGUCAGUUGUAAAUGUUACGAAGCUGCUAAUGAAAUCUUGCAAUUUAGUGACUUAAAAAGCCAGAACCCAGAACACUACGUACAAGUAUUGAAGAGAAUGGGUAACAUUAGAAAUGAAAUUGGUGUGUUUUACAUGAAUCAGGCUGCUGCACUGCAGAGUGAGCGAGUAGUGAGCAAAAGCGUGUCUACCGCGGAGCAGCAGUUGUGGAAAAAAAGCUUUUCUUGUUUUGAAAAAGGAAUUCACAACUUUGAGUCGAUUGAUGAUGCCACGAAUGCUGCCCUUCUGUUGUGUAACACGGGGAGACUCAUGCGGAUUUGUGCGCAGGCGCACUGUGGUGCCAGCGAUGAAUUUAAGCGGGAAUUCUCACCAGAAGAAGGCUUAUAUUACAAUAAGGCUGUUGAUUACUAUUUGAAAGCUCUGAGGUCACUGGGGACACGAGACAUACACCCGGCUGUUUGGGAUUCAGUGAAUUGGGAAUUGUCCACGACUUAUUUCACGAUGGCAACUCUACAGCAAGAUUAUGCUCCAUUAUCUAGGAAAGCUCAGGAGCAGAUUGAAAAAGAAGUCAGUGAGGCUAUGAUGAAGUCCUUGAAAUACUGUGAUGUGGACUCAAUCUCUGCUCGACAGCCUCUUUGUCAGUACCGAGCCGCAACCAUCCAUCACAGGCUGGCAUCCAUGUACCACAGUUGUCUGAGAAAUCAGGUUGGUGAUGAACAUCUUAGGAAGCAGCACCGGGUGCUGGCAGAUCUUCAUUAUAGCAAAGCUGUUAAGCUUUUUCAGCUUCUCAAAGAUGCUCCCUGUGAACUACUUAGAGUACAGUUAGAAAGAGUGGCAUUUGCAGAAUUCCAAAUGACCAGUCAGAAUAGCAAUGUUGGAAAAUUAAAAACACUAUCUGGGGCACUUGAUAUAAUGGUGAGAACUAAGCAUGCAUUCCAGCUCAUCAGAAAGGAGCUUGUAGAGGAAUUUGACCAGCCUAAGAGUGAUGAGUCCACUCCAGCUGCGGAUUCCUCUCCUAGUCUUAAUCGAGAAGAAGUGAUCAAGCUCCUCAGUAUAUUUGAAUCUCGGUUGUCAUUCCUUCUCCUUCAGUCCAUCAAGCUGCUGUCUUCAACUAAGAAGAAAACAAGCAGUAAUACUGAGGAAGAUGUAGUCCUCAAAACCAACAAGCAGAUUUACUCGCAGCUUUUGAGAGCUAUUGCUAACAAAAAUGCAACUCUUCUGGAAAGAAUUGACAUUCUCAUCCAUUUGCUGGAUCAGCUUGCUCGCGGCAGCGGCGUGCAGUGACUCGUGCCCGAGGCUCCGGCUGAGGAGAUCCUGUCAGUGCCUUCUGCUCCCGGGGGCUCGUUUGUCCAUUCGGUGCUUCGUUUCAUUAAAUAUGAGGGAAAUCUCCACCUACAACAGGCCCGGCAGUGGAAACAGUUCUCUUUUCCCAUGACAGACAAGUCAUGGCUGAGUUCUUUGACUUUUCAUUGGAAGUGCUAAAAUCAGAAUCAGACUUGGGGCUCCCAGCAUUUGUUUCUUUGCGAAGUACACGGUACCUCAGUGUUAACAGACUUGCUGUGGUGGCUGGUACACUUGUAGACAUUUUUGAGGUAUGUUAAGCUACGUGGGUUUAAGAUAAUAAUUAUUUUGGAUGAUGUUACUUUGGUCAAGGGAACUUUUCUCCAAGUGAUUUUAGUGGUUCACAUGGGUUAGAGAAAUGUCCUGUGCAUCUGCAGCAUCUCCUCAGUUGCACAGAAGGAAGCCUGUCCUCCUUCAGCUUCGGUGCAGGAUUUGAUGGAGACUGGCCAUUGUGCGAGUUUCUGUAUUUAGUGCAUGUUCUGAAAGGAUCCGCUUUUCUUUGACUUUGUAUGACAGUUGAUCAAGAAUAGGUACUAUCCCCCCCUUUUUUUCCAUUUUAAACUUGAAACUGUGAAUAAGGUAAGAAAACUAUUUUGAAUAAAUAAAUUAUUUAUUUAAAAUGUCUUCGUA
This is a messenger RNA of Mirounga angustirostris (Northern elephant seal), 4613 nucleotides long. It is a transcript of the gene EDRF1, whose product is annotated as erythroid differentiation regulatory factor 1. Lineage: Eukaryota; Metazoa; Chordata; Mammalia; Carnivora; Phocidae. The transcript has 26 exons. Gene Ontology annotation, biological process: positive regulation of DNA-templated transcription. The record is from RefSeq and is a predicted model, not a curated record. The coding region runs from base 114 to 3926 and encodes 1270 amino acids.